Messenger RNA from Hydatigera taeniaeformis, 1878 nucleotides. NCBI's taxonomy places the organism in Eukaryota, Metazoa, Platyhelminthes, Cestoda, Cyclophyllidea, Taeniidae. The record is from the annotation of a GenBank genome assembly.
AUGAUCGAUAAAAUCGCUCUUCUCAAAGAUGCCGCUACUCGGCUCCGCAUAAAUAGUAUUAAAGCCACUGAGGCCGCAAAAUCAGGCCACCCUACCUCUUGUUCUUCCAUUGCCGAGGUUAUGGCUGUUCUCUUUCUUGACGAGAUGAAGUACUUCGUCUACCAGCCGCGUCACCCCUCCAAUGAUCGCUUUGUAUUAUCAAAAGGUCAUGCAGCUCCCAUACUUUAUGCUGCUUGGGCUGAAGCCGGACUUCUUUCUGAGGCGGAGCUUCUCAAUCUGCGUAAAAUUGAUUCUGAUCUUGAAGGUCAUCCUACACCUCGCCUCAACUUUAUCGACGUAGCUACGGGUUCCCUUGGCCAGGGUCUGAGUAAUGCCGCCGGCAUGGCUUACACUGGAAAGUACAUUGACAAGGCAAAGUAUCGCGUCUACUGCAUUAUUGGUGACGGUGAGUCUGCUGAGGGUAGCAUAUGGGAAGCCCUGGCCUUUUCGUCUUACUACAAGCUGGACAAUCUUGUGGCCAUUUUCGAUGUCAAUCGUCUUGGUCAGAGUCAGCCGGCGUGCCUUCAACACGACCUAGACUGCUAUCGACGCCGCGUUGAGGCCUUUGGAUGUCAUGCCAUAGUUGUAGACGGUCAUAAUAUCUCGGAACUCUUGAAGGCAUUUGAGAAAGCUCGUGUAAUUAAAGGAAAACCCGUGGCAAUAAUUAUGAAGACCUACAAAGGUUACGAUUUCCCCGAUGUUUCGGACAAGGAGAACUGGCAUGGUAAACCUUUGGGCUCAAACUCCGCCAAAACCAUUGAACACUUGGAGAAGGAGCUGACCGUACCCUCCACCCUGGGCAACCUGAAACCUCAGGAACCAUUGGUAGACUGCGAAGAGAUGCAUCUUCUUGGCACCCUUAAGCUGCCCACCCCACCGCCCUAUAAGAAGGGUGACAAGAUUGCGACUCGUGAAGCCUACGGCAAGGCUCUUGCUCGCCUCGGCUCUAUUUAUCCAAGAGUAAUUGGCUUGGACGGUGACACAAAAAAUUCCACCUUUUCAAUCUACCUUCGUGAUGCACGACCAGAGCAGUUCAUUGAGUGCUUCAUCGCGGAGCAGAACCUUGUGGGUGUGGCUAUUGGCUGUGCCACACGGCAACGCACUGUCCCCUUCGUGAGCACAUUUGCUGCAUUCCUUUCUCGUGCCUAUGACCAAAUCCGUAUGGGCGCCAUCUCUCAAACUAACUGCAACUUUGCCGGCUCCCAUGUUGGAGUUAGCAUUGGUGAGGAUGGUGCGAGCCAAAUGGGGCUGGAGGAUCUGGCAAUGUUCCGCGCAAUUCAAGGUUCCACGGUCUUCUAUCCAUCAGAUGGUGUGUCUUGUGAACGUGCUGUUGAAUUGGCUGCCAACACCAAGGGUAUUUGCUUCAUCCGCACAGGUCGUCCUGCGGUCCCCAUCAUCUACGAUGCUAAUGAAGACUUUGUUAUUGGUAAAGCUAAGGUUUGUGUGACGGCUCAGCCAAAGGGUGAGGAUCAUGUAACGGUAAUUGGUGCUGGUGUGACUCUCCUCGAAGCCCUUAAGGCUGCUGAAGUCCUCAAGGCGGAGGGCAUCAAUCUACGUGUCAUUGAUCCCUUCACCAUCAAGCCACUCGACGCCGAUUUGAUCGCUUCCUCAGUUAAGCAAACUCAUGGACGUCUCAUCACUGUGGAAGAUCAUGCACCUCAAGGCGGUCUCUCAGAGGCGGUGGCAGUAGCACUGGGCGAGAAGGGUGUGAGCUUCACACAGCACGUAUUGGCCAUCAACGAGGUGCCACAUUCCGGCAAGCCAGAUGAAUUGCUCUCCAAGUAUCGCAUCAACUCAACAGCUAUCUGCGAGGAGGCACGUGCUCUCAUGCACAUCUAG